Messenger RNA from Procambarus clarkii (red swamp crayfish), 3308 nucleotides. RefSeq names its product L-threonine 3-dehydrogenase. Gene Ontology annotation, molecular function: zinc ion binding; oxidoreductase activity. The record is from RefSeq and is a predicted model, not a curated record. Lineage: Eukaryota; Metazoa; Arthropoda; Malacostraca; Decapoda; Cambaridae.
CUGCAGCUUGUCUCAGUCACCAGCAGACUGUCUUGUAUCUCUCACCUAUAGGAACGUUCAGGCCGCUAUAGAGACGCUCUCCUCGUUUCCAGUGUAUCUAUCCUGAGAGCGUCUAGUGUGUCCUCGAAGGUAUCCUGAGAGCGUCUAGUGUCACCUCGAAGCUAUCCUGAGCGUCCCUGGAGCUGGUGACUACAUCUUCCUUCAUCUCUACACCGGCCAUACAGCUCCUGCCUCAGACUCCCUCUCAGGAUGUCGCUGCCGAGUAAGAUGCGGUGCCUGGUGAAGCAGUCGGAGGCUGAGGGCUACGACCUGACCACCCGCCCCGUGCCCACCCCGGAGCCCGACCAGCUCAUCAUCAAGGUCCACAGAGUGUCCAUCUGCGGGUCGGACAUCAACCUGUGGAAAUGGAACGAUGUUGCUCAAGUCAUCGCCACCCUCCCCUUUAUCCCAGGACACGAGGCUACGGGGGAGGUGGUGGAGGUCGGGUCCGCCGUCACGACGGUGAGGAAAGGCGAGCGGGUCGCCGUAGAGAACCAUUACUACUGCGGCUCCUGCUACCAGUGCCAGGAGGGUCGUGGAGACAUCUGCCAGCGCAUGAGCCAGUACGGGCACGGACGGGGCACAGACCAGGGCGGCUGUUGCCAAUACUCGUGCGUGCCCGCCCGCUACUGCUACGUCCUCACCAGAGACCUCACCCCAGACCAAGCCGUCCUUCUAGAGCCGAUGGGUGUGGCGCAUAAUGCUGUAGAGAGCAUCAGUGUGGCAGGAGAGGACGUGCUGGUACUAGGCUGUGGACCCGUCGGUCUCCUGGUCGUCGCUGUCGCCAAGGCUCUAGGAGCUCGUGCUGUGUACGGGGUGGACGUGGCUCAGGACAGACUCGAUCUGGCCAUUAAGAUGGGAGCUACGACCGUCAUCAAUGGAUCCAAGGAAGACAUAACAGCAGUAGUGAUGCAAGUGAGUGGGAACAAUGGUGUGGGGCGCAUUGUGGAGGCUAGUGGUGCCGCCUCGCUCCUCAACCAGUCCUUUUCCUGGCUACGUAAGGGUGGACAAAUGGCGCUGAUUGGACUGCCCAAGGCGCCCCUCCAUGUUGAGAAUGUCCUCACCGACCUUGUCUUCAAAUCUCUCACUCUCAAGACCAUCCAUGGCCGAAGGAUCUUCCACACAUGGAAGGAGUGUGAACAGCUGCUGGCUGACAGUUUGGUUGAUGUGUCUCCCAUCAUCUCCCACCAGCUACCUAUGACACAGUUCCUCGAAGCCUUCAACUUACUUACGACAGGUGGGGCCUGCAAGAUUAUCCUCGACCCCCAGAACUGACUUCUAUGCCAUCUACAGGAAUGUGACUACUCUCUGCUAUUAUUUGUCCCUUGCAUGUAUUCACAUUCUUUCCACCCUCAUUAAUACAGCUUUGCUACUAUGAUACUCCAAUUUUUAACAAAGUGAAAAUUGGAAAUAUAAAAAUAUAAAUCACAAUUAAAAUGUACUUGAAAAACACAACCCUUAUUCAUAAUUUUCUCAUGCUGCUGCUUCACUUUAUUUGGUCUUAUACACAAAAUCAUUCUCGGGCAACUUUUUUCAAUCUACACAAUUUGAUUUUAUAACUUCUGCCAUUUCAAUAGUGGUACUUUCUUUUCUAUAUACUGUCUACAAACAUUCAUGUAAAAUCCUACUCUGAUGGGCUGUGAUAAUAUGGAUGGAGAACUAAGAUAACUUGUGCUAGGAGAACAUUAUGCAAUCUUGUGCACAUGCUGUAAUAAUUUAUUUAGGGAAAAUAUCUGACAAGUCAGCCAUGCUGCACAUUUAGUCUGCACUCAUUUCGUUUCACAUACAAUUUUGGAUCUGUUCCAACCCUUCAUUAAGGUUUGAUUCAGGAUUCACAAUCUAACAGUAAACGGAUCUGGCUACAAUUUGCCGAUGUGAGGAGGUUUAUCUGACAGUUCCGGCAUUGCAAUUAGACUACCUAUCUUAACAUUCACUGCAGCUUAACCGAGGUUUGCUCAACAGGAGUAGUGUAUAGUACAACAGUGGGUAACACACUCAUUUCAAGAAGACUUUAGUUGAAUACUGAGCAGAGUGGAUCAAUUGAACACCAUUUCUUCACUAUGCUCUUAGUGUACACCCAGCAGAAAUUAUGUAAAGCAAUUAGCAUAUUAUGAUCUGUGGGAAAUAGUAUAGUAUGGCUUUAGAAUGAGGUGGUUAGCAAAAAAAAUAUAUAUAUAUACCGUAUAUAUGUAGACAAUAAAAAAAAUAUUAUACAGUACUGAAUUAACAUAAUAUUAGUCCCUUGGGUUAAUUUAGCAGUCAAUGGUAAGGUAGAAGAAAUAAUUCUGCAUAAUAUUACAAAUUCCAUAUUUAUUUAAUUCAUUGGCAUUCAUUAAAAUCUUAUAAACAUUCCAGUUAUAAACAAUAUAUUUUCAUAAAUUUAUUCUCUUUACAAAGCUAGUUAAAUUAACUAAACCUCUGAACCUUGUAACUGAUGCAACACUAAUACUGUAGUGAUGAUUUAAAGCAAAUAAAACGAACUAGAGCAACACACUAUUCAUAAAAAAGAAAUCAUGUUUGAACAUUUUACAUGUGGAAGUAGGAGAGCAUUCUGAAAUACAAGCGCCUUAUAAGCCACCUCUAUUUGCACACCUCUACCGUUUAUGAGGACAAGUGACUUACUGUACCUGUAACUGUUCACUUACUGUACUCAUGAUUUACCAAUAAAUUGUCCAUUAAUUCACAACCAUCAUCAGCAUUUGUUCGUUUACUCAUGACUUAUCAGGUAGUGUUCACUUACUCAUAAUUGUCAUGAGUAACUGCUAACUUCCUGUAGUAUAAAGACUAUUCACUUUUAACACAAUUUACUAUGGAAUGUCAAAUAUGACCCUCAGUGAAAUUAUUAUAUUUAAAUUAUGUGCAAUAAAAACAGUAGCAUAGAUGGAGAGUAUUUGUCACAAACUUUCAGGACCUUAAUGCUAAAAUGAAAGAAAUAUCAGAAAUAAAGUUAGAGAAGCAUAUAAAACUGAAACCAUUGUAUAAUGGUAAAGUCAUGACCACAAAAUUUGUUCAAAGCUGGAUAAAAUGUUUAAGUGAACUAAUUUGUGCCACAAAGAAUAUAAAAGACAUGAAGAACAACAUUUUCUGUUUAUACACAAAUCAAGAUAGACAUUAACAUUUACUUUCUAGUUACAGUAUCUUAAAAUUGUGUCUAAACUAACCACUUUUAAGCAAUUUAUAAUUUUAAUAAGAUAAAUUAUGUAACAGAUAAAAAGUAAUUUAGACCAAAAUACCUGUAAAUGGCCUAAUUAGAUACUCGACAAAACAUG